This is a messenger RNA of Pyrus x bretschneideri (Chinese white pear), 762 nucleotides long. Its product is annotated as 3-hexulose-6-phosphate isomerase-like. The transcript has a single exon. The coding region runs from base 34 to 630 and encodes 198 amino acids. Gene Ontology annotation, molecular function: isomerase activity; carbohydrate derivative binding. Gene Ontology annotation, biological process: carbohydrate derivative metabolic process. The record is from RefSeq and is a predicted model, not a curated record. NCBI's taxonomy places the organism in Eukaryota, Viridiplantae, Streptophyta, Magnoliopsida, Rosales, Rosaceae.
AUCACUACUCUCUUAUCCUUGAGACUCAGAGCAAUGGCUUCAGAGCUUGCUUCCCAAAUUUGCAGCCACUUAGCCUCUAUCUUCGCUGUACCAACCCACCCCUACCCACCAGUCCUCGACCUUUUGGUCACUGAGCUCUCUUCCACAGCGGCUCGAAACGGCCGUGUCUUCCUCUAUGGGGUGGGCCGAGAGGGUCUAAUGGUGAAGGCCCUGUGCAUGCGCCUUGCCCACUUAGGCCUCUCGGCCCACAUGGUGUUCGACAUGACCACUCCCCCAAUCACAGCUGCCGAUCUACUCAUUGCCUCAGCCGGCCCAGGUGGGUUUUUCACUGUGGAUGCACUUUGCUCCGUUGCUCGAUCGAACGGUGGUCGAGUCCUCCUGCUGACGGCGCAGCCGGAGACCGGAUCGUGCGUGAGGCACGCUAGUGUGGUGGGCUAUGUGCCAGCGCAGACCAUGGCGAAUGAUGCGGGUGGUGAUGGGGAUGUGAUGAAUUCUCGGCCGUUGCUUCCGAUGGGGAGCGUGUAUGAGGGGGCUUUGUUUGUGUUGUUUGAGAUGGUGGUGUACAAGCUGGGUGAGGUUUUGGGUCAGAGCCCUGAAGCCGUACGAGCUCGCCACACCAACCUCGAGUGACCGCGAUUACCUGAUGAAUGUGGGCCCAUCACUGGGCUCUCUUUUUCUCUUCUGUUGAAAUUCUGGGCCUUAGAGGCCCAACAGAAUGUAAUAAAAAAUGAUAAUAAACUUUUUCUAUCGUUCUAGCUCCAA